This is a messenger RNA of Danaus plexippus (monarch butterfly), 3020 nucleotides long. RefSeq names its product CREB-regulated transcription coactivator 3. Gene Ontology annotation, biological process: protein homotetramerization; positive regulation of transcription by RNA polymerase II. Bases 91 to 1761 code for a protein of 556 amino acids. The transcript is spliced from 13 exons. Lineage: Eukaryota; Metazoa; Arthropoda; Insecta; Lepidoptera; Nymphalidae. The record is from RefSeq and is a predicted model, not a curated record. Gene Ontology annotation, cellular component: cytoplasm; nucleus. Gene Ontology annotation, molecular function: cAMP response element binding protein binding.
ACCUGCUGUCUGACAGGCAGGCGCGUUUUGGUUCUAUGAGCCCAGAAAAUUGUGAUGUAAAAAGAGAAGAAUAAAUGUUUGUUGACUAUCAUGGCGAAUCCUAGAAAAUUUAGUGAAAAGAUUGCCCUUCACAAUCAAAAGCAGGCUGAGGAAACGGCCGCUUUUGAGAAAAUUAUGCGUGAAGUUUCCGACGCAACCAAUAAGGUGAACUCUAGCAAUCGCCGUUCGAAAAUGAAAGCACCGCCAGAACCGGAGAUUGUUGAACAAAUAGUCACAACACAAAGCUUGGGCACAUACAGGAGUGGUUCAUUGCCAAAUGUUGCUGCUCCUGAACCCCCACCAAGUCUGGAGACUACUAAGCCCGAAGAAACGACUCUAGCCACUCAGUACGUGCUUGGUAGGAGCGGGGGAGCCUCGCCAACCCCUCGAUCGCCCGGUCGGGGUCGGGCAUCCUCGUCUGUGGGGCCGAUGAGACGACCGGCAGACCGGAAACACGACACCAGCCCUUACGGAAGCACUGUAUAUUUAAGCCCGCCGCCCGACAGCAACUGGCGGCGGACUAACUCUGACUCCGCCCUCCACCAGUCGUGCGGCGAGCAGCAGACGGCCGCGCCGCCGCUGUCACCGCACCACCCUCUACACUCACACGCACACCCUCACCUGCACCCACACCAGAACCAUCGGAGAGCUGGCAACAUUAAUCUAGAUGUAUUAGCGACGUUAGGCAUGAGCCCCAAUAAUCGUCCGCGGUCGUCGUGUGAAAUACCUAGGAUACCUAACAAUAACAAUGUGUACGAGAGCGGUGUCGAUGCUAGCGGUGCGUUGUCCUGCGGAGAGCUGUCCGUGCCUGGCGGGUCACUACCGGACCUCACCUCAGUGCAUUACCCGCCACCCCACUACCUCACGAGAGCUUCACCCGACUACCAACCGAGAUAUAGCCCUACGUCACCGGGCGCGGUGUCCCCCGGAGGUGGCAGCGUGUCCCCCGCCACAGGGGGCCUGUCCCCCCAGUCCGGCUCCCCGGUAGGAGCCACUGUGCCGCUAGCGACGAUGCACGAACACCCUAUAUAUGAAACACAAAGUCACUUAUCUGUACCAAACACAAAUAAUUAUCUUCAUCAUAAUAAGAACAUGUCUCCGUUGAACCACAGCUGGAUGACGUCAAACUAUCAGUCGCACUGUAGUCCGCCGUCACAAUAUUCCUCCACCUCAAAUAUAAACAUACCCUCACCUACAAUGGUACACAGUCCUGGCAGUCCUGGCGAGUCACCUCAGACGGACUACACCAAUCUCCACCAGGCGCUGUUGCAGCCCUUUGAACAGAUCACCAUGCUCGACGCGCCGACGUCGAACUACAACACGACGUACAUCAACCACAGCUCACACUCGCAGCAGACGACGAAUUCAACGCACACAUAUACACAGUCGUCUCAGCCGUGUCACAGCGGUCACUCGUCGCCGUCCGUGGAGCCGAGACGUGCGCGGGACCCUGUGGCGGGGGGCGCGUACCCUCUGCAGCCGCUGCAGCCCCUCGCCUCCCCGCAACAACCACCCACACCCGCCACCCCCGCCUCCAUACCGGACAUCAUACUCACAGAUUACUCAGGCGAGUUAGACCCGGGUAUAUUCGGCGGCGAGGAGGCUCAGCUGAGGGCUGGGUUGGAUCUGGACGACCUGACGUUGCUGGAGGAACCGAGCUCGUUACUCCCGGACUCGUCCGUGGAACACGAGUUCCGCCUCGACCGCCUCGACCGUUUGUAGUACCGAGGCGAUCCUCUCAGAGGCCAGAGGCGAGGCAGAGGUGAGCUCGACUCCCUAUACUUCAUGACAAUUCGUUUCAAGUCUGAGCUAGUGAUUAUACCGUGUCGCCGCCCGUUUCUAUGUUAGCGACGGCGACGCUAACGACACACAUUCCCAGCGUGUGAGUGAGCGCUCCACGGACGAUGUAUCGUUGCGAGUGCUGGUGUUCAUUGUGGUUUUAAAUGUUUUACUCAUGUUUUUUUUUCAACUCGGUGGCAUAGGUACGUUUAGAUUUAGAUUUUUCUAUACAUAGUCUACGAUAAGUCUAUCGAAAAUCCUUGUACAGAGUUAUAUAUAUAUAUUUUUUAAUAUUAAGUAUUGUAAAUAUGUACUCGAAUAUCAUUAGAUUUUUUUUAUAUAUAUUUUUCUGAUUCGAUAGUUUAAUUCUAUACGAGACCGAGUCGGUUGUAUUGUAAAUAAAACUCUAAAGUGUUCACGUUAUAAGGUCGCAUUUAAAACGCUAAUGUUGCAAGCUAGUGUAUACGGUCGUUGUGUCGAUUGUAUAGUUUUUUCCCGAAAUCAUUAUAAAUAUUACAAAUUAAUUUUCUUAUUCAUCGAUUGCUCAAUUGACUGUACUUUGAUCCUAAUCACCACCUACAGUUGCCACGUGCCGCGUUUUUUGUAUUUGAUAAUCUCUCAGCACAGACAUACCGGAAAUCGGUUCAGUUUUCGUACGGAAGUAAUGUUAUUAUUGUAAAUAUGAUACAUAAAUAAUUUUUUUAUAAGCUUCUGUCGCAAACAUAUCUAUGUACUAACGUGCGUGUGAUCGUGAGUACUGUGGUCAAUUUUUUCAAUGUCCAAAUGCGAGUUAUAAUUGAAAUUAUAUAUAUAUAUAUUAUAAAAAAAAUCUGUUAGUCUCUAUAGAUGUUGACGAAAAUUUUGCAUUUUCUGUAGUGGAACUACAACCGAAGUUAAACUUUACUAUGUAAGUAUCGAAAUAUUUAGUUUUAAGUGGGUCGCUGUGCUCGCGACGCGUGAGGGUCACGUGGUUGCGGGCACAGCGACAGCCGCGUAGUUGUGUUUAAAUAUAUUUGUUUUUCUUUUUUGUUAAUGCUCAGUUAUUAUGUUUUAAAAGUCUAGUCAUCAAGUUAUGAUUAUCAAUGGGAAUAGAAAUUGUUUAGCGUCUGUUUAUAUCUAUGUAUGUUCAUUUAUGUACAGAUUUUAUUGAAAACUAUUAGAAUCUAAUUUUGAGUUUACUUAUAAAAAAUUUAUAUAUAUAU